GUCUGUAUGUAGUUCCGGUUUGUAAAAAUAUUCUUUCGAAUAAACAAGUUCCGAUACUGGAUUCUUGAAUGAGAUGCAUUUUGAAGAUAGGACUUUAAAAAAUGAAAAUAAAGUAGGUUUGUGAAUAAUCUUUUCGAGAACCUUGCAUGUGCUUCCAGUUACGGAAAACAAGUCAUAAUCAUGGAAAUAUUAGGGAGCACUUUUGACGAUUCUGUUUUUGAAGAAUCCAGAAAUAAGAUCUCCAUUCCUCUUCCAUGUUAUAACGCAAAAGUAUGUGAACCAGAGUGGUUUUGUGAAAGCCUUCCCGCAGAAGAUGAGUUGGAGAAACAGAAAGCCUUCAAAUUCCGGGCAGAACUGGCUUACAAUCGAAAAGACUAUCAGACAGCGCUGAGAGAUUAUUCCAGCUGCCUCCUCUUGGUCCCAGAGGGCAACCUCACCAUCAGACGCGACGUUUUAGAGGGCCAGGCGCGAUGCUGUUGCUACCUUGGCAAACGGGAGCAAGCAUUGGAGAUCAUCCACAAACUGAGGAAAGAAGCAACCAACACUUGCCACCUGACCUGUGUUUUAAACCUGGAGCUGGCCGUCUGUCACCACUUCGGGGAACUAAGGGAGGAGGUCUCUGUACUGCAGCACCUUAUUUCCCUCCAUCCCUACAAUCCAUGGGAGUGGAAGAAGCUGGCAGAGGCAUAUCUCAGACUCCUGCAGUCCCUCUUCGCUGUCUCCAGCUCUGGCAAGCAUGCAUCAAACCUUCCAGAGGGGAACCAUCAAAACUCACAGACUGGUCCGAGGGAAUAUACAGAGGAAAGGGCACGCUGUGAUGGCCCGGGCUGCACACAGAGGAACAAUGCUGGUGCCCAUUGUGUAGCACACCAGAUCAGCACAAGAACUCAGGAUCAACAUGAGGAAGAGUGUGAAAGUGUGUGGCUGAAGACAUGCAUGUGCUUCAUUAGAACCAGACUCCUCCUGAGGAUGCUUCGGUUCCAGCAGUCAUCCUUCGUGCUAAAGAGCAGCGAGAGGGCCGUGCUAGAGGCUGAAGAGGCACUGCGGUGGUUGGAACCACAGGAGAACACACUGCAGCUCAUCACUGAGGUCAUGGGGAAGGAUCUGGUUGCAGAGAAGAUGAGAGAGGAGAACCAGGACGGCGAGAGUUUGGCUGGUCUGUGCAUCUCAGACUUUGAGGAGAAGUGGUACAAUACAGUAAAACAGGCAGUCCUGCUGAUGGAUGACUCAUUGAGUAUAACAGCUCAUCUAAAGACGCUAAAGGUGACAGCGCCCCUAGUGGAGUAACAGAGUCUGCAUGCUUCCCCAGUGAAGACUGGUGUAAUUCUAGUCUCAACCCAAGAGUUCCUGUAAAACACCUGGAAGUGUGAGUUUGUGAUAUGUUUCUUGGACUCUAGUUAAUUCUACCAUGUUUUUGCCCAAGUUUUGUUGCUGGUGAGAGGUUGAGUGGGUCUGAAUCACUGUCUCCAAUUGGAGGCCCACCUAUGAAAAAUAAUGGGCCGGUUUCAUGGACACAGAUUAAGAUUAGUCUUGAUCUGUGUCUGCAAAACAGGAGUUGCUGAUGAAAGCACAUUCCUAGAAUUUGGGCAGACUGAUUUCAAAUCACUUAACGGCUUAAUUGAACCGGUUAUACACCUGAAGCAAGUGGGAUUCCUGACUGAUUACAGCUCCCCGACAAGUGCUAUUUUUUUUGUGAAAUUAUUUUACUUUACUACAUCUUGUACUGUACCUGGAAAAUGUUACAAAAUAAAUAAAAUGUUAGAAAUCUGUUUAGAAA
Molecule: messenger RNA, 1777 nt
Organism: Conger conger (European conger)
Lineage: Eukaryota; Metazoa; Chordata; Actinopteri; Anguilliformes; Congridae
Gene: c1h8orf76
Exons: 6
Coding region: 181-1287 (368 amino acids)
Molecular function (GO): protein binding
Source: RefSeq, a predicted model, not a curated record